CUGCCCCUAUUCUUCUCCAAUGAACGGGCAAAUUUACAAGCGGCAUAAGCGUUUCACUACAGUAUGACCGAGACGGACGGUGACAGCUUGCGGAUGAGAUGUUGUUGACAAACCACUGAAUAUCUGCUAAAUGCAACGUUGGUGCCCAAACGAGAAAGUAUUUUCUUCGAUCCUGCUAAAAUCAGGUGGGUUCUUUGUAAAAGCCGUUGGGGGUGAAGCUACCGGCUACAGCUACAGAUAUUGGAGAGGACAGAUCUGUUUUUCAGAGCUGCUGGCGAGAGCGCGCGACCUUUCUGGAGCGCAGGCUGAUUUAAGGACCGCGCGAGCGACCGGAAAAUGAACCAUGGCAACGGCAUCUCUCGGGAAAGAGCUCGAGCGCACUUUUCAUCAUUUGCGUUCAUUUGCCCUUUUUGGAGAAUAAUUAAUUGGGUAGUUUUAUGUGGUUUAUUAGUUAAUGAGAGGUUUUGGUGAUUUAGUGAUUGUUUGUAGUGCAUCUGACGCGGGAUAUGGAUAUUUUGACUUGGUUGCGUUAAAGGGACCCGCUGCCUGCCUUUCCAUCAUAAUGGAUCAAGAUGAUAACCAAGAAACAUGUGAACACCCUCCGUAUGCCCUUUACGGGCCUAACCGGAUCCGGCCGUCGUCGUACCGGGCUCUGCGAAGUGCCGUGUCCAGCCUGGCACGAAUUGACGAUUUUUGCUGUGAAAAAAUCGGAUCCGGGUUCUUCUCAGAAGUCUUUAAGGUGCAGCACAGGAUCACAGGGCAGGUGAUGGCUCUAAAGAUGAACACACUGGCCAGCAACAAAGCCAACAUGCUGAGAGAGGUGCAACUCAUGAACCGCCUUUGCCACCCCAACAUCCUCAGGUUUUGGGGGGUGUGUGUUCAUGAAGGACAGCUUCAUGCUCUUACAGAGUACAUAAAUGGGGGCAAUCUGGAGCAGCUGCUGGACAGUGACAUAUAUCUGUCAUGGAUCGUGAGGAUAGGUCUGUCUCUGGACAUUGCAAGAGGGCUGCAGUAUCUACACAGCAAGGGCAUUUUCCACCGAGAUCUUACAUCAAAGAACUGUCUGGUCCGUUGUGACCAUGGUGCUUUUACUGCUGUGGUUGGGGACUUUGGGCUGGCAGAGAAAAUCCCUGAUUACAGUGAUGGUGUUGAAAAGCAGCCGUUGGCUGUUGUGGGCUCCCCCUACUGGAUGGCUCCGGAAAUGUUAAGAGGAGAGCUAUACAAUGAGAAGGUGGAUGUUUUUGCGUAUGGAAUAAUCCUUUGUGAGAUUAUUGCUCGAAUUGAGGCUGACCCAGAUAUCCUCCCACGAACAGAGGAUUUUGGACUGGAUGUGGACACCUUUGAGCAUAUGGUGGGAGACUGUCCACCUUCAUUCCUUCUUCAGGCUGUCAGUUGCUGCAAUAUGAGUGCAGACAGUCGUCCUGCCUUUUCUGAAAUAGUAGUGACACUUGAGAGGAUAGAGAGAGAGAGGAAGAUGAGUGAAGCUCCAAUCAUUCUAGAGCCCAUUGUGAUUGACGUCAGUCCGUAUAGGAGGAGAAGCUCACCAUGCUAUCCUGGUGACCAGCGCCUGUCCCGUAGUCAGUCAGACGUAUUGCCCCCUGCAACUUCACCGUGUUUAGGCACACCUGCACGUGUCAACCCAUUCUCUCUUCGCCAAGACCUCAACGGUGGUCGCAUCAAGCUGUUCGACACCCCUAGUAAAUCUGUCAUCUCUCUUACCUUUACCCUUCCACCUCCUCCAGACCCCUGUGCCUCCCAACCACUAAACGGGAGCCAGGGGCUCCGAGGCCCCCCUCGACGGUGUCGCUCCCUGCCGUGCACCCCCGAGCUGGGACGACAGCUACCCUCCUGGGACCAAGAGGAGGAGAGGACAGAAGAUCUGAGAGACAGAAUGAAAGAGAAUGAGGCAGAAGUAUGGCAAGACGAGGUGGAGGACUCAGGCCUGGUUCUGGACUUAGAUAUAGUGUCUUUAGAACGGGUAGAAGAAGAAGAAGAGGAGGAUGAAGAGGUGGAGAAGGAGCGACUGAGCCUCACAGAGCCCAUGGACUGUAGCAGCUCGCCCGACACGGCAGAAGGAAACGUGUCAGGGAAGCAGCUUAUCAGCAGUUCUUCUUAUUCCUCGUCCUUGCAGUCCAAUGGUUGGCCUACACCCAUCUCUAAUGGACCACCGUUAUUACCUUCCCUUCCCCGAUUGGACAAUAACAAUGGACUGCUGAGGCCUGGGCGGCAAAUAGCAUGGGCAAGACUGAAUGGAUACCGAGGCCCCGCUCUGGAGCCUUUACCGCCCACUAACGAACAAGAUGAUGUGAUUUCUUGUCCCGCCUGCUGUCUGGCUGGGUUCAGCUUCCCUUCUCUGUGCCUGCGUAGAGCUCCUCCCUCGCGCCGUGGACCUCUGCGACGACCGUACAGGAACUUCAACGGAGGGGAAGCAUCCGCAGCCACAGCAAAGGGACUGUUCUGUCGGGGAGCAAUGGGUCUGGCUCCAUCCACAGCUACUUGUGAGCCAGGCUUACCCCUACCAGAGGCACAGACCUAAAGAUGACCACUGCGACAUCUCAGAAACUGCAAUGCCACACAGUGGGUGCAGUGUGGGUUGAUGUAAAGGGAUAGUUCACCCAAAAAUGAAAAUUCUGUCAUUUACUCGCCUUGAUGUUGUUCCAGACCUGUAUGACUUCAGUCUGUGAAACACAAACAAUAUUUUGAAAAAUGCCACACUGUUUUUUGUCUAUACGGUGAAAGUCAGUACUAUUUCAUUGUUUGGAUGUUUAAAUCAUUCUUUAAAAUAUAUUCGUCCUAUUUUACACAAUAAAGUCAUACGAUUUUUGACAUGAGGAUGAGUAAAUAAUGACAGAAUGUUUUAGGGUUACACAAUAUAUUUAAAAAAAUUAAGCAGAUAGUAUGAUAUGGCUUAGUGCGAUGGUCAAAUUGCAUAGGUUGAAAUAUAUUCACUAACAGUUUCGACUGAGAACACGUCUAAAUGAACAGUGCUGCAGCAGUGCAUUUAUUUUAAAAAUACUUUUAUUAUAAUAAUAAUUUUACUGUUGUACUAUAAAAUAAAAUUGUAUUUAUUAAAUUUUGUCAAUUUAAAAAAUUCCAUUAAAUGCUAUUACAGUAUAUUUAAUUUUUUGUUUAAUUAUUUUUAUUUAAUAAUAUCAUAAAAUCAUAAUAUUAAUUGUUGCUUUAUAGUCAUUUUGAAUAAGACAAAAACAAUGGCAAUUUGGCCUAUGAAAGCUUAAGUGGAAAGAGAUUAAUUUAAAAUAUGUUUAAUUUAU
Molecule: messenger RNA, 3272 nt
Organism: Carassius carassius (crucian carp)
Lineage: Eukaryota; Metazoa; Chordata; Actinopteri; Cypriniformes; Cyprinidae
Product: dual specificity testis-specific protein kinase 2-like
Exons: 11
Coding region: 455-2536 (693 amino acids)
Biological process (GO): actin cytoskeleton organization; positive regulation of stress fiber assembly; protein phosphorylation
Cellular component (GO): nucleus; cytoplasm
Molecular function (GO): ATP binding; protein serine/threonine kinase activity
Source: RefSeq, a predicted model, not a curated record